UGCCCCAUCAUUGGUGUCAGUGGGGGGAGGAAUAGUGCCCCAUUGUUGGUGUCAGUGGGGGGAGGAAUAGUGCCCCAUCGUUGGUGUCAGUUGGGGGGUGGAAUAGUGCCCCAUCGUUGGUGUCAGUGGGGGGGAGGAAUAGUGCCCCAUCGUUGGUGUCAGUGGGGGGAGGAAUAGUGCCCCAU
Molecule: messenger RNA, 185 nt
Organism: Staurois parvus
Lineage: Eukaryota; Metazoa; Chordata; Amphibia; Anura; Ranidae
Source: the annotation of a GenBank genome assembly